Gracilinanus agilis (Agile Gracile Mouse Opossum) is the source of this 1173-nucleotide messenger RNA. RefSeq names its product putative RNA-binding protein Luc7-like 2. The transcript is spliced from 2 exons. Gene Ontology annotation, molecular function: mRNA binding. The record is from RefSeq and is a predicted model, not a curated record. Gene Ontology annotation, biological process: mRNA splice site recognition. Lineage: Eukaryota; Metazoa; Chordata; Mammalia; Didelphimorphia; Didelphidae. The coding region runs from base 1 to 1173 and encodes 390 amino acids. Gene Ontology annotation, cellular component: U2-type prespliceosome; U1 snRNP.
AUGUCCGCGCACGCCCAGAUGCGUGCUAUGCUGGACCAGCUGAUGGGCACCUCCCGGGAUGGAGACACUACCCGCCAGCGAAUCAAAUUCAGCGAUGACAGAGUGUGCAAGAGUCACCUUCUCAACUGCUGCCCUCAUGAUGUUCUCUCUGGAACCAGGAUGGAUCUUGGGGAAUGCCUGAAGGUCCACGACUUGGCUUUAAGAGCAGAUUACGAAAUCGCGUCCAAAGAACAAGACUUUUUCUUUGAGCUCGAUGCAAUGGAUCAUCUGCAGUCAUUCAUCGCCGACUGCGACCGGAGAACGGAAGUGGCCAAGAAAAGACUAGCAGAGACUCAGGAAGAGAUUAGCGCCGAAGUGGCCGCUAAAGCCGAGCGCGUCCACGAACUGAAUGAGGAGAUCGGUAAGUUGCUCGCCAAAGUGGAACAGCUGGGGGCUGAAGGGAAUGUGGAGGAAUCCCAGAAAGUAAUGGACGAAGUGGAAAAGGCCCGAGCGAAGAAGAGAGAGGCCGAGGAAGUCUAUCGGAAUUCCAUGCCGGCCUCCAGCUUCCAACAGCAGAAACUUCGAGUCUGUGAAGUCUGCUCCGCUUAUCUGGGUCUUCACGACAACGACAGGCGACUUGCCGACCAUUUCGGGGGGAAACUACACCUGGGGUUUAUCGAGAUACGAGAGAAACUUCAAGAGUUAAAGAGAGUCGUGGCCGAGAAGCAAGAAAAAAGAAACCAGGAGCGCCUGAAACGCAGAGAAGAAAGAGAGAGAGAAGAAAGGGAGAAACUGAGGCGGUCCCGGUCGCAUAGCAAGAACCCCAAACGAUCCCGGUCCCGAGAGCAUCGCAGACACCGAUCUCGCUCCACUUCACAGGAACGAAAGAGAACUAGAUCCAAGUCUCACGAGAAGCGCCACCGCCACAGGUCACGCUCCAGCAGCCACAGCCACCAGAGAAGUGGGCAUAGCUCCAGAGACCGGAGCAAAGAGAAAUCCAAAAGAAGAUCCUCAAAAGAAAGGUCUUCUGGCGAUAAAGAGCGUUUGCGAGAUCAAGACCUAGCCUCGUAUGACAAAAACAGGCGCUCGAGAGAUUGGUCACCUCGCGACAGAGAAAAAAAAGACAAGAAACGUUCCUAUGAGAGUGCUAAUGGCUUUCGAGAUCUUCUACUGCAUGACACCAAACGAAACUGA